AGCGAGAAGCGAGCGACCCACUAGCAGUGGAAUAGAUAGAUUCGCGCUGCCCUUUAAGUUUCCUUACACGACCAGACGCAGAAAAUUUAACUCCGGCCAGCAUGGCAGCGACAUUGCGAAGAUUCAAUGGCUUCAGAUUGCUAAAAUCUACGCCAGCACUGAAUCUGCAACAGGCCAAGAACCUGUCCACGGCUUCGAGCUGGGCGAGCAGCAACAAAAAGCUGAUCAGUGCCAUCGGUGCUGUUACCGGCGGCGUUGGUGCGCUUCUGUUUGCCCUGGAGCAAUCCGUGGAUGCUAACAGCGGUGAGGUGCAUUCGCCUGCCCAGCCCUGGAACCACAAGGGUCUCUUCUCCUCGCUGGAUCACCAGAGCGUGCGUCGUGGCUACGAGGUGUACAAGCAGGUGUGCUCCGCCUGCCACUCGAUGCAAUACAUUGCCUACCGCAAUCUGAUUGGCGUCAGCCAUACCGAAGCUGAGGCCAAGGCCGAGGCCGAGCAGAUCACGGUGAAAGACGGUCCUGAUGAUAGUGGCAACUACUACGAUCGUCCCGGCAAACUCUCGGACUACUUCCCAUCGCCGUAUCCCAAUGAGGAGGCUGCGCGUGCUGCUAACAAUGGUGCCUAUCCACCGGAUUUGAGCUACAUCGUGUCCGCGCGCCAUGGCGGCGAGGAUUACAUCUUUUCGCUGUUGACCGGCUACCAUGAUCCGCCAGCUGGUGUAGUGCUGCGCGAGGGCCAGUACUUCAAUCCGUACUUCCCUGGCGGUGCCAUUUCCAUGGCCCAGGUCUUGUACAACGAGGUGAUUGAGUAUGAGGAUGGCACACCGCCAACACAGAGUCAAUUGGCCAAGGAUGUGGCCACGUUCCUCAAGUGGACAUCGGAGCCGGAGCACGACGAUCGCAAACAGCUGCUGAUCAAAGUGAUUGCCAUUCUCGGCUUCCUGACUGCCAUCUCGUAUUACAUUAAACGGCACAAGUGGUCCUCGCUCAAGUCCCGAAAGAUCGUCUUUGUGCCCAAGGAGAAGUAGACAUGUGUUUAAAUUUGAUUUGGCGUGAAGAAUUGCAGUGUUAACGCGGCUUUACCGACUAAUGAAAAUAAAUCAAUUUUAAGCAUAAAACCCAGGAAAUGUUCGUUCACACACACACAAAAUUCAAUUAAAAGAAAUAACAGCUAAUAACAAGUAACAUGCCAGAACAGGAAAAACCAAAAUGCCUAGUAUAAACGAGGAUGCACGAAGAACCACGAAGCCAAGAAUAACAUCAGGAAAACGGGGAGUUCAACUAAAGCAAAGAGCCUAGACAAAAUGAAUCAUGGAUACUAUUACAUGUAUUGUGUAUAAAUCUUUAAUUCAAAUUAUGUAUUUAAAUAAACAAUUGAAAAGAAAAACCCGAA
This is a messenger RNA of Drosophila montana, 1390 nucleotides long. It is a transcript of the gene Cyt-c1, whose product is annotated as cytochrome c1, heme protein, mitochondrial. The record is from RefSeq and is a predicted model, not a curated record. Gene Ontology annotation, molecular function: electron transfer activity; heme binding. Gene Ontology annotation, biological process: mitochondrial electron transport, ubiquinol to cytochrome c. NCBI's taxonomy places the organism in Eukaryota, Metazoa, Arthropoda, Insecta, Diptera, Drosophilidae. The coding region runs from base 102 to 1025 and encodes 307 amino acids. The transcript is spliced from 6 exons.